Hyaloperonospora brassicae is the source of this 600-nucleotide messenger RNA. The record is from the annotation of a GenBank genome assembly. NCBI's taxonomy places the organism in Eukaryota, Oomycota, Peronosporomycetes, Peronosporales, Peronosporaceae.
AUGACGGCCGUCGACUACUACCGCGUGCUGAAUGUCGCCACCACUGCGUCAACAAAGACGAUCAAGACCGCGUACCUUCAACUCGCCAAGUCGCUCCAUCCAGACGUGACAGGCAAUGACAAGACCAAAGCAGAGCGCUUUAAGCACGUGAGUGAGGCUCAUGCGGUGCUCACGGACGCUCAACGACGACGGGCGUACGACGCCUCGCGUCCAGUACAGAGCUUUCGGCCUCAUGAUACAUCCGGGACAACAGCGCAUCCGUACGCAGCGACUGGAGGGGCGCCAGACCUUCGAGCACGUCCGCUCUAUGGAAUCAAUGAAGCCGUCUGGCUGGCCCACCACUACGGACCAGAAGCUGCUCGACGGGACCACAUGCCGCCGUACUCGUACGGCCAAGAUGUCGUAGAGGAAAAGCUCGAGCAGCAACGCGAGCGCAUUCGCCGUCGUCAACGCCAUUUCAAACUGAACCGGACGGCUGGAUACUUUUUGCGGCGGGAGGCUCGCUUGCAAAAGUACGAAGACGAACAAGCAGAAGCGCAAGCAAGAAAGGAACAUGAGGACGACAAGAACAAGUCGCAAGGCCACUGUGUCAUCAGUUGA